AUGUGGAUUACACUAACAUCUCUAUACACCAAACGACAUAUGACACUGUACUUAAAUAAUUUAUGCACAUUCACACAUAUCGUAAUAUUUUUGUUGAUGGUUCCUGAAUUACACUGUUCAAACAUCCAAAAUGGAGUCAAGCCAGUCAAUAAGGAUCUGGGACCGUUAACUUUACCACCAUCAGCAUUUUCAGCAAGUUCUGUAUACCAAAACAAACCUGAAUAUCAGCCACACAAAGCUAAUUUUGUAGUGUUUGCUUCAAAAGAAGAGAUUUCUGGUGCUUGGUGUCCAGCUAAGUUGAUUCAUCGAGAACUAGAUGAAUGGCUUCAAAUCGAUUUUGGGACACUUAAACUCAUUAAAGUUUUAUUCUCUGAAGGUGGUGGAUUAAAUCAGAAUGCAUUCGUUCCCAUGUUUGUCAUCAGAUAUCAACGUGAGGAUAAUUCAAAAUGGUAUGAAUAUAGAAUGAGAAAUGGAAGCAGGCUGCUUUACGCAAAUCGAAAUAGUCAAACCAUAGCUAUACAACUAGAUCCACCAAUUAUAGCCAAACGAUUUCGUAUACUGCCUUACACAACUGAAUCAAAUCCUAAAUUAAUGUGCCUUCGAUUAGCUAUCUAUGGAUCUGUGUUUGACGAUGGAGUCGUGGAAUAUUCAAUCCCUGAAGGAGAUGUUUACCGACUUGAUCCACGUGGAGAUAUUGUUCUGAAUGACACAAGUUAUGAUGGAGUGUUAAUCUCAGAACCGUCUGUAACCAGUGGUUCUAGUGAUACAACUGAACGACGUGAUUAUCUUACUGGUGGUCUUGGUCUACUUAUGGAUAAACAGUACUUUGAAGGGAGUCUUCCUGAACAUUUAGGCAGUCAUAGCGUUGUCGGUUGGUUUCGACGUCUGCAUACUUCUCCUUCUGGUCGUAUUACUAUGUUGUUCAAAUUCGAUCAAGUUCGAAAUUUUACUCGAAUGCGUAUCCAUACUUUAAAUUCAUUGGAUUAUAUUGCUCUUUUUCGUCGAGUUUCUGUUCAAUUCAGUAAUGGAGGUCGUUAUUUUGAUCGGAAUCAUUCACCUACUGUUGUUGAUAUACAACGUGAUGUUUAUAGUUCUCAGCCUCGUUGGGUUCCUAUUGAUUUGGGUUUCCGUAUAGGUCGUUAUUUAAGAAUUACACUAUGGUUUGACUAUGAUUGGAUUAUAAUUUCAGAAAUUACUUUUGAGUCAUCAUAUAUGUCGAGUGGGGCUAUCAUACAAGCAGAGCAGUCUGAUGAUCCUGUUCAAAAGAUUCCUGACUUUGAUUCAUCUACUAUUGAUUCAGAUGGAGAGAGACUGUCGGUUAUUUCAAAAUCAUCUGAUCAACAAUUACGUUUGUCAUCGGUGAUUAAUUCACAUUCAACCCUAAAUGAUAUCGAUACUGAAAAGAAAUCAACACAACCGCCAAUAUCUACACCACUAUCUGAUACACCAAUUAGUGCAACAUUUAAAUUUAGAACAUCAAAUGUACCGUUCAUUUGCAUUUGCAUGCUUCUUUGCCUUUAUGAUAUUUCGAUUGAAACGAUGUCGACGAAGACGUUUGAAAAAGUUACAAAGAAUCAAGUACAACAAACCUUAGAUAAACAACCUAUACAACAACAUUUACUUCUUAACACUGGACAAAAUCAAAACUCUUUAUCAUCCACAUUAUCCACUCCUUCUUCAUCAUCUUCGGUUCCUUGUAUUAUUCCUGCUUUGAAUGCGUCAUAUCAGUACAAUCAGUUGAAAUCUACUAGCAAUAAUUAUACUAAUGACAAUGGGAAUAUUAAUAACAAGGUAAACUCCAGUGCUGUAAACCUUCAAACUCCAACAUUUAUGGAUACGCAUAGUAAUCAUCUAGCUGCUUUAUCUCAAGGUUAUACAGAGAUGAUGACUCAUCCUACUGGAACGGUUUGUACUCCAUACUCGACUGGAAUUGACCAAGACGGUUUGUUGGCUUUUCAACUACUACAACAUGGCUCUUCGGCUGGCUCAAAUUUUCCCUCAAUGAGUGGUUUAACACUGGCUCGACGUGGCCGUUCCGAUACUUCUGGUGUUUUUGCUGUACAUCCAAUGGUAACACUGGGAGCAGACAACAAACUUGUUGGCGUAAAUCUACCACCGAACUAUCAUCAUCAACAUAUAAUUUCAAAUGUCGGAAAUCAGUUACCAGAUCCCAACAAUCCUAAUAAUCGUUUGUUAAUCAAUACAUCGUUAUCUCCUGUUUUCCCAUAUGCUGCUGCAUCAUCAUUCGUCUCUCAAGCCUAUCCAACUGAAAACGGUUUUAUAUUGUCUAUAGAUAGUCCAAUGCCAGAAUAUGCAAGCGCCUCACUUUUUAGUGGAACAGGAAGUGGAACAAUAAGUUUAGGUCCAAAUGAUCUUAGAAAUUCAAUUAUCUCCAAAACAACUAUUGAUAGUGAUACUAGUAAAUAUAAACAACUAAUGGAGACGUAUUGUAUUCCACAACAUAUGAAUUCGUGUUUUUGGACACCGAACAAUCAUCAUCAUCAGUUCAAUAAUAAUGGUAUUCCUAAUAUAUCGAUUACUGCAUCAUCUGAUACUAAUAAUACUCAAGGAAGCACACCUAAUGAACAACUUUCAGAGAGUAUGGAUUCUAGUGGAAUGUAUUAUUUAACACAUAAAAAGCAUACAGACAAUAAUAAUAAUAAUAAUAAUAAUAAUAAUAAUAAUAAUCAAAUCCCUUCAAAUCAUAUUCAUCAAAAUCCUGUUUUUCUACCGUUUUCUACUAAUCCCACAGCAACACACUUAAUACCAAUUCAAACAAUUGGUCUACGACCUAGCAUUUUAGUAUCAAACAGAGAUGAUCAAACAGUUAUUCAUCAAACUUAUCAACAUGAUAAAAAUCAGUCAAUCAAUUUGUCGAUAAAUAAUCAUCAUAAUUAUCAAGAGAAAAAUUCUAAAGAUGUGAACAAUUUCAUAGCUACACCGAAUAGGUAA
Messenger RNA from Heterobilharzia americana, 2952 nucleotides. NCBI's taxonomy places the organism in Eukaryota, Metazoa, Platyhelminthes, Trematoda, Strigeidida, Schistosomatidae. The record is from the annotation of a GenBank genome assembly.